Molecule: messenger RNA, 486 nt
Organism: Planococcus citri (citrus mealybug)
Lineage: Eukaryota; Metazoa; Arthropoda; Insecta; Hemiptera; Pseudococcidae
Product: maltase 1-like
Exons: 4
Coding region: 1-486 (161 amino acids)
Biological process (GO): carbohydrate metabolic process
Source: RefSeq, a predicted model, not a curated record
AUGUACCAAGUGUAUUUGCCAUCGUUCAUGGACAGCGAUGGAGAUGGUUAUGGUGACUUCAAAGGUCUAGCAUCAAAACUUGACCAUUUCGUCGAACUCGGUAUAGAGACCAUAUUAAUAACACCUCAUUACCCUAGUCCAAAUAUGCGAUUUGCUGGCUACGACAUAAAAGAUUAUUUCGGUGUGAAUCAACUAUUAGGAUCAAUGCAAGAUUUCGACGAACUCAUCAAAGAAAUGAAUAAAAGAGGCUUGAAGUUGAUCAUAGACAUAGUGAUGAACCACAGCGGUAAUAAACAUCCUUGGUUUAUAAAAUCAGUGCACCGAGAAGAUCCUUACACUGAUUAUUACAUUUGGCAAAACGCCAAAGGUUAUGACAACAGGGGAAAUCCUAUACCACCGAACAACUGGAAAAUAUUCAAGUUUUGGUCCGACAAGGGGGUCGCUGGUUUUAGACUCGAUGCUGUUGAGUAUUAUUGUAGAAGAUGA